Messenger RNA from Rhipicephalus sanguineus (brown dog tick), 1663 nucleotides. RefSeq lists its product as uncharacterized. The transcript has 2 exons. The record is from RefSeq and is a predicted model, not a curated record. NCBI's taxonomy places the organism in Eukaryota, Metazoa, Arthropoda, Arachnida, Ixodida, Ixodidae. Bases 149 to 709 code for a protein of 186 amino acids.
UGGAGAGGUAAUGCGUGAUACGAACUUUCGAGACUACGCAAGCUCUCGCGCAUUGCGCGAGUUCCGCAUGAAUUUAUAGAGCACACGCAAUCUAUGCGCCUACUGUUUCUUGUCAAUCAGUCGGCGCCGGCAUUACCGGCUCGUCACCAUGGCAGCAAGGCACAUUUUGUUGCUGGCACUGCCCAUAGCCCUAGCUCAGCCGUUGUGGAACUCGCAGGGCGCGUUUCCUUCGGUAAACCCGUGGGCUGGCUUACAAGGCUACCCCGGUUUAUCGUCUUCCGCAGGACAGCAGGAAGUCGUGAAUGACGGUAACGGCGUCUACCAAGAUGACGGAGAUGAAACGUACGACGUAGUCAACAUUCCCAGAGCCAUGGAAGGCGUUCCUCACGGAACUCACUUUGGCGGCGAUUACGGCUUCCCGCGCUACGGCGGUCGGUCCCGUGUAAGUCGAUACGGAAUCGACUACGGAGACAUUCGUUCUCGUUGGCGUGGCAGGCACUACGGUCUGCGUGGCUUCGGAGGAUACCACGGUCCCUGGGCUGGUGCACUCGCUUACGGUGCUUUCGGCUAUCCGGCUCUUUACGGCCAGACCUAUCCAAGAUGGACGGGUCGGUUCGGCGGCCGGGAACAUCCGACAACUUUUGACCCGUACCUCGCGUAUCCGUACUACCGCAAUCCGUUCGCCGUAAAGCGAUUGAUGCCGUGGUGAUGCCGUAUUUUCGUUCUUAAGAACUACAUUGUGUAGCACUACUGUGCAGACACACUAAGCUUCAUAAUGCUGCGAAUUCGAGCAAACUUUGUACAUACCCACUAGCAACAAGAAGGAAGACUCUCCGGGAAAGUAUAGUUUUAAAAUUUAAUAAAAUUUACCCAAGGCUUCGAGGCCAAUUCGGCCUCUUCUUUACGGGUUAACUCUGAGACAGCCCUUGAAGAAGAGACCGAAUUGGCCACGAAACGUUGGAUCAGUUAUUAUGAAAACUAAACAUGGCUGGAGAGUCUUUCUUCUCGUAAUUUUACCCAGCCAGACAGGGCACUGCACGGGUUAACUUUUGGCAAAAGUUUCUUUAAAAUAUGCGUCGCUCCUUCUUUGUCGAUCUUGUUUCAGCAUUUGACAUUUGUUACUUUGCGCUACCAACAGCGCCGAGCGUCUGUGUUUCUACAUGCCAUCGUUGAGCAACAGUUAGCACAACAACGAGACACGAAAGAAUCAAUUUGUAAACCGCCCGUUUGUGGCACGAAACUGCAAAGAAAUGAACGCGGAUUUUUUGGAAAGAAAAAUUCGACUUGUCUGGAACCAGGACUAGGACCAGGAAGGACUGUUCGCCAGCUAACACUUUUAUUGAAAUUUAUUUAGAUUUCCUUCUAGCUUUGCUAUACAAAUGGGGGCAUCACAAUUUGCUCUUUCGUGACACUUAAUGCCCCUUGCAGGAUUUCUCACAAAUAAUGAGCAACGAGAACAGGAGCAUCGUUUUCCAGCUUCUGAAGGGCCUGCCGACCGAAACGCUCGCUUAAUAAUUCCGAAAAUUUCGAAAGAAGCAUCGUGUUUUAUGCAGCCAUUCUUCGACGAAACGGCUGAAGUUAAAAUGUUUGCAUGCAUAGCAUUUGCACAACGUGCUUCUGUGCUUUUUUGUUCUGUAAAUAAAUGUCUAUAAAUUCGACCGUU